CUCAGUUUCUGUUUCCUUGGAAACAACGUUACGUACGGACGUAAAAGUCAUGGCUACUAAUGUAUCAUCUAUUAACAAAUUGGAGAUUCAAGAGCAAAGUGUCCGAAGCUGUGCAGAAAACAUGGUGGAAAAGACGGACAUGGACGAAGACCUGUUCGAUGAGCUCAGCUCAUCAGACACAGACUCAUCUUUUAGUGUUGCUAUUGGCUGCAUACAGGACAUAAUCAUGGGCGAGGACUUCCAGCAUCUUCAGCAGAGUUUCAUGAUGAAACACUACCUGGAGUUUGAUGACUCUGAUGAGAACAAACUCAGCUACACACCCAUCUUCAACGAAUACGUGGACCUGUUGGAGAAACACCUGGAGCAGCAGCUGACCGAGAGAAUCCCCGGCUUCAACAUGAACGCCUUCAUCGAGCUCGUUGUGCUCAACAAAGAAGAAGUCCCAGAUGAGAUCUACGACAUGUUGUUAACGUUCACAGACUUCGUGGCCUUCAAGGAGAUGUUUCUAGAAUACAGAGCUGAAAAGGAAGGCAGAGGACUGGAUCUGAGUUCAGCCAUCGUGGUGACGCCUCUGGCAUUUGUCCGUGAUGGAGUCAUGGACUCAGAGUGAAGAUCUUCAUGAUCCUUGAGUCGACUUCAGGAGAUAAACACAGAAAUCUGCACCAACGAAUCAGAACGGCUCAGUUUGUUGAAGUUUAGGGAUGCGAUGGUCUUUAUUUUACCUUUAAAUCUCCUCUCAUGUGUUUGAAGACUUAUUUGAACUGCCUGUUUGGAGCAGCAGAGGAACAUUUAGUUCUGUAGAGUCGUUAAACGAUUCUGUCAGGAAUCAUUUAGCAGAACUGUUUAUUAUUUACGGUCAGUUUGAUGAGUAAAAUCUGUGAAAGUGAUUUUUAAUGUUUGUGUGUGUGUGCGUGAAAUAAGUUUCAUUAGUGUCAACAUGAUUUUUAUUCAUAGUUUUUAUUUUAACGGUUUGUUUACUGGUGAAACACUGUUUUAGUCACGUUUGUUUGUAAAAUAUUUAGAAAUAAAACAGAAAAAAAUCA
Molecule: messenger RNA, 1043 nt
Organism: Austrofundulus limnaeus
Lineage: Eukaryota; Metazoa; Chordata; Actinopteri; Cyprinodontiformes; Rivulidae
Gene: arl2bp
Product: ADP-ribosylation factor-like 2 binding protein
Exons: 7
Coding region: 50-610 (186 amino acids)
Biological process (GO): maintenance of protein location in nucleus; positive regulation of tyrosine phosphorylation of STAT protein
Cellular component (GO): mitochondrial intermembrane space
Source: RefSeq, a predicted model, not a curated record